Messenger RNA from Didymodactylos carnosus, 501 nucleotides. Lineage: Eukaryota; Metazoa; Rotifera; Eurotatoria; Philodinida; Philodinidae. The record is from the annotation of a GenBank genome assembly.
AUGUCAUUUUCAUUGAUACUUGCUUCGAUAUUUUUAUUUGCAACAACAGCAACUGUUUAUGCUGCACCUGCAAUUGAUGAUGACGGUAUUGAAUGUAAACCAUCAAUUUCUUCGAUGACCGAAUAUCCAUGCUUUGGAACAUUACAAUUUCAAUGUCCAUCAGCUUCGUUUAAUAUUGGUAAAACCCAAUAUGUUACAUGCAGUGAUAUCCAGUUGUUUUGGUCUUACAAUGUCGGAAAUUUAACAAUGACAAUUGAAACAGAAUUUACAGAACAACGUCAACCAUUUAUAAUUCUUUUCGCUAAUGACAGCACAUUCCGUAAUCAAAUGCCGCAUUUUUACAGAAUAAUAGAUGGUGUUGAGACAGAAAUAGUAACAAAGGAUGAGCAAAUAAUUCUUACAUCAGAUGAAAAUUAUCAAGUUAUUAUGAAAUUUCAGGCUCCGGCAAAUUUGAUGUUUUAUGGUGCAUCUUUAAAUUAUAAGGUUCGCCGUUUACAAUAA